AUGGCUGGUGUAUGACGCACAUGCAGCACAGUGCCUUGCAGAUUCUUCUCCCUGCAGAGAAUACAUUUAGAACAGAGGAAUCUUUUACUCUUGCUUAACAAAUAGGUUACAAACUAAGAACUCUUUUGAUAGGGAGGUGGCACUGUGCCACCCGUAGCCCCCAUGUUAGGUGGCGCCAUGCCUGCACUGAGCGUCUCAUUCUCCUGAGGUUACUGACAGUCAGACACCUGCUGCCGCCUUGUUAGCAUUGAGGUUUCCGCUCUAGAUAGCAGAGCCUGCCCCCGAAUUUACUGCAGAUCAGGAGGAAAUGAAAGAUAUAAAAAGGCUCAUCGGUAAUAUCCUUGCAAAGGAAACGGCAAAGCAAAGUCAGCCAUUUGUAAUUUGUUGCAGAUGGUCCCACUGCACAAUUUAGCUUUAUUCUCUUUUUAAAGUAAAUGAUCUCUCACUGGAGCAUAGAUGCAAAGUCUUCCCAGGGUUAUCGUAGUGUUCGGGGGCUUCACACAUGCCGGAAGAGACGGUAACAGCCUUGCAGGAGUUUUAUGGAGUAAAGAGUCUGCACCAUUUUCUACUUCACUUCUGGACAAUUCCAUAAGGAUUAUUAAAGUUGGACGUGUUGCACACAAUGCCACAUAAUAUGAACACGGACAGCUGUUUUCACUCCAAGCAAGAGCUUCUUCAUGGUGUCAGUGACAAUGAAUUUGAAACCUCUGAAUCCAAAGAGCAGUCUGAACCGGAAACACUUGAGCCAAAAAGUUCUCCAGAAUCAUAUGAACCCCAUAAUAAUAAUGUUACACCCAAGAAGAAACCUCUGGAGAGCGACGCACGUGAAAUCAAAUUUGUGCCCUCGGAACGGGAGAAUAAAUGUGGCUGGGGGUUACUAACACCACAGUGCCUUCAGGUUUUCAAUAAUUCCAAAGGUGUGUUAGUCUUUUUGUGUGCAGCUUCUUUCCUCCAAGGGAUGACAGUAAAUGGCUUUCUCAACACCGUCAUCACUACGAUCGAACGGAGAUUCGACCUACGCAGUUACCACAGUGGACUGAUUGCAAGCUCCUACGACAUUGCGGCUUGUCUAUUCUUGACAUUCGUCAGCUAUUUCGGAGGAAACGGGCAUAAACCUCGCUGGCUGGGAUGGGGCGUCUUUAUUAUGGGCAUCGGCUCGUUUAUAUUUGCAUUACCCCACUUCACUACUGAUUCCUAUGAAACCAACUUCUCCUCUGAUGCAGAAGGAUGUCAUUCCAACCACACUCAGCAGCUUACAGAAAGUUUCUUUAGUCUUUCCAACUAUAGGUUUGUUUUCAUGUUAGGCCAGUUCCUUCAUGGCAUUGGGGCUACACCCCUCUACACCCUCGGAGUGACUUACCUUGAUGAAAAUGUCAAAUCAAGUAACUCCCCUGUGUAUAUUGGUAUAUUUUAUACAGCUGCUAUUGUUGGACCUGCUGUUGGUUACCUCCUGGGAGGAUUCUUCCUCAAUAUUUCCACCGAUAUCAGCAGUCAGACUGAUCUCACUCCAGGGAAUCCCCUUUGGGUUGGGGCCUGGUGGAUUGGAUUCUUGGCAGCUGGAGUGGCCGGGCUCCUCAUUUCCAUGCCGAUAUUAGCCUACCCACAGCAGCUUCCUGGCUCGGAGCGUUACGUGGUGAUGAGAGUAUCUGAAGCUCACCAGGUGAAAGAUAGCUCCUCCAUUGAAGAUCCUGAGUUUGGAAAAACCAUUAAGGACCUGCCAAAGUCAUUCUUGAUGCUUCUCAAAAACCCAACAUUUGUCUUCCUGUGUUUAGCGGGGGCCACAGAAGCCACAUUGAUUACUGGAAUGUCCACUUUUGGGCCCAAGUUCCUGGAGUCUCAGUUCAGCCUGAGUGCAUCACAAGCUGCCACUUUUUUUGGAUAUUUGGUGGUGCCUGCUGGAGGGGGUGGAACUUUCCUCGGGGGAUUUAUAGUGAACAAGCUCAAACUUAACUGCUCAGGAUUAUUCAAGUUCUGCAUGAUCUGUACUGUGAUUGGUCUGCUUUCAAUGUUCGUAUUCCUGAUGAGUUGCCCAAAUCUGCACCUGGCCGGAGUCACCGCCCCCUACCCUGAAAGUGCCCUGCUGGAAGGCAGUCAGAACCUGACGUCGCUGUGUAAUGCUGACUGCAGAUGUUUGGAAGAGAUUUACAACCCAGUUUGUGGAGUGGAUAAUAUCAUGUAUUACUCGGCCUGCCACGCCGGCUGCUCCGGAGCAUAUUCAGACACCAGGGACGGACAAAAGGUUUACCAGAACUGCAGUUGUGUAGCUUGGAGUGGUCUGUCUGCAGGAUCAGAGGCUGUCGCAGGGAAAUGCCUGUCGUCCUGCAAGAAAAUGCCACUCCUACUCGCAUUCCUAUUUUUGGUGAUUCUCUUCACUUUCCUGUGCAGCGUUCCUGCAUUAACAGCGACCCUCAGAUGUGUUUCUGAUAAUCAGCGCUCCUUUGCUCUUGGGAUCCAGUGGAUAUUGGCUCGGGCUUUAGGAGCAAUUCCUGGUCCUAUUGCCUUUGGAUCCAUGAUCGAUAUCUCAUGUCUACGCUGGCAGAAACAAGGCGGGGCAAACGGUUCAUGUUACUUCUAUCAGAAUUCAGACAUGAGCAACUACAUGCUUAUGGCCGGACUUGUUUACAAGGUCCUUGGGCUGCUAUUUUUCCUGCUUGCCUUGAUGCUGUAUAAGCCUCCACCUUUGUCACCUUCAGCUGAGGAGAAAGGGACCAACUGCAUUAAGGACAAUGCUGUCGAAAUCCACAGAAGGAGGGACAUGGCCAGCACUCCAUCCUGAGUAUCUCAAUCAGUCUGUGCUCUCAAACACUAAUGUACAGCGUCGCUUCUGUCCAGCCACCUCUGCAUCUGUUACAUUGCAGUUGCUGCGCCUGGUGUACUAAUGAAGGGCUUCACUAUACAGUGUAAAAGGGUCAGCUAUUACUAUUUUCUGCAGUAUGUUAAUUAAGAUAGGUCUGUUACAACAGGUUCUUAUGUUUAUAUCUAUUUUAAGUUAUAUUUAUUCACUCCGAGUGUGAAUGCAGUGGUAAUGGCACUUGGCAUUGAGGGGAAACCAACAGAAAGAGAAAUGCUCUUCUAUACACUAUGCACUUUGUAGAGUCAGGUGCACGCUGCUACCCCCACUGCAAGGGUAACAAUGUAAUCCAAAUAACUCACGCGGCAGCACUCCGAUUAGUGGCAAAAGGUGUUAAUUUAGGCACGAAUAAACACUGACCGUUUUAAUCGGAGUGAUGCAGUGUGAAUUUGCUGGAUGGGCAUUAAGGUUAAAGCACUUGAUAUAAAGCACUGGGGUCCUAAUGUUAAAGGUAAAACACAUCAGUUAAUAGUGCUGCUCCAACAGAAUUCUGCACUUAAAUCCAUUUCUCAAAAGAGCAAACAGA
Molecule: messenger RNA, 3377 nt
Organism: Xenopus laevis (African clawed frog)
Lineage: Eukaryota; Metazoa; Chordata; Amphibia; Anura; Pipidae
Gene: slco4a1.L
Product: solute carrier organic anion transporter family member 4A1 L homeolog
Exons: 12
Coding region: 623-2776 (717 amino acids)
Biological process (GO): transmembrane transport; sodium-independent organic anion transport; thyroid hormone transport
Cellular component (GO): basolateral plasma membrane; plasma membrane; membrane
Molecular function (GO): serine-type endopeptidase inhibitor activity; transmembrane transporter activity; thyroid hormone transmembrane transporter activity
Source: RefSeq, a predicted model, not a curated record